Messenger RNA from Formica exsecta, 4717 nucleotides. RefSeq names its product DNA replication licensing factor Mcm3 (gene Mcm3). Gene Ontology annotation, molecular function: ATP hydrolysis activity; single-stranded DNA helicase activity; single-stranded DNA binding. The transcript has 12 exons. Bases 138 to 2588 code for a protein of 816 amino acids. The record is from RefSeq and is a predicted model, not a curated record. Gene Ontology annotation, cellular component: MCM complex; nucleus. NCBI's taxonomy places the organism in Eukaryota, Metazoa, Arthropoda, Insecta, Hymenoptera, Formicidae. Gene Ontology annotation, biological process: mitotic DNA replication initiation; double-strand break repair via break-induced replication; DNA strand elongation involved in DNA replication.
ACCUGCCGUUUUCCCGCGCAGACAGAACCGAACCGUGUUCGCGUAGCUUUCAAAGCGUUUUGCGUGUUUCUUCGAAUUUUUCCGUAUAAUAGAUAUCGUGUAAUAAAUAUUGGAUUUUUUAAUUAAUUGCUGCAAGGAUGGAUACGGAAAUCGAUCAGAAUCUGGAACAGAUAACGCGCGAAUAUGUUGAUUUUCUCGACGACAUGGAAGAUCAAGGCAUAUAUGCCACAAUGGUUAAAAACAUGGUUCAGGAAAAUAAGUACAGACUGGUUGUGAAUAUCAAUGAUUUGAGAAGGAAAAAUUCUGUGCGUGCAGCAAGCUUAUUAAAUAAUUCUUUCGAGGAACAACUAGCAUUUCAAAAUGCCUUAAAACAGUAUAUUUCAAGUAUAGAUAUUGAAUAUGCCAAGAGCAACAAAGAUUUCUUCGUAGCUUUUGAAGGUAGCUUUGGAAACAAACAUGCUACACCAAGAACACUUACCUCACAUUAUCUUGGUAACUUGGUAUGUGUGGAGGGUAUCGUCACAAAAUGUUCACUGGUACGACCAAAAGUUGUGAGAAGUGUCCAUUACUGUGAUGUGACCAAAACAGUCCUAGAGAGAGCCUACUCGGAUUUAACUUCCUUGGAAGCUUUCCCGCAUUCCGCUAUUUAUCCAACUACUGAUGAAGAUGGCAACCCAUUGGAAACAGAAUUCGGUUUGUCCACUUAUAAAGAUCAUCAAACACUCACUAUACAAGAGAUGCCAGAGAAAGCUCCAGCUGGACAGCUACCACGAAGCGUGGAUGUAAUCUGCGAUAACGAUUUGGUAGACUUGUGCAAGCCCGGAGAUCGAGUACAGGUCGUUGGAAAUUAUCGAUGUCUUCCAGGAAAGCAAGGCGGAUACACAACUGGCGCUUUUAGGACUGUUCUAAUCGCCAACAAUGUGAUGCAACUGAGCAAGGAAGCUAAUCUCGCGAUUUCCCACGACGAUGUGGCCAUGUGCAAAAAACUGGCAAAGAACAAUCCCUGCAAAAAUAUUUUUGAACUCCUCGCUAAGUCCCUUGCACCAUCUAUACAUGGCAACGAAUACAUCAAAAAGGCGAUUCUGUGUCUUCUAUUAGGCGGGGUAGAAAAGAUCUUGCCAAACGGUACAAGGCUAAGAGGAGAUAUAAACGUAUUGCUAAUUGGAGAUCCAUCGGUGGCCAAGUCACAGCUAUUACGUUAUGUAUUGUGUACCGCUCCACGAGCAAUUCCGACUACCGGACGUGGAUCUUCUGGCGUUGGUCUGACAGCGGCGGUUACGGUUGACCAGGAGACCGGCGAGCGUAGGCUAGAAGCGGGUGCGAUGGUACUGGCAGAUCGCGGUGUCAUUUGCAUCGACGAAUUCGACAAGAUGUCGGAUAUUGACAGAACGGCGAUACACGAAGUGAUGGAACAGGGCAGAAUCACGAUCGCCAAAGCGGGUAUUCACGCCAGUCUGAAUGCUCGUUGUUCGGUACUGGCGGCUGCGAAUCCUGUAUACGGAAGAUACGAUCAGUACAAGACACCUAUGGAAAACAUCGGCCUGCAGGAUUCUCUGCUAUCGCGUUUCGAUUUGCUCUUCGUUAUGCUAGACGUGAUCGAUUCAGAUCAGGAUCACAUAAUUAGUGAUCACGUUGUCAGAAUGCAUCGAUACAGAAAUCCUCUAGAGCAAGAUGGGGAGGCCUUGAGUUUAGGUUCCAAAUUGGAUAUGUUGACCACGAAGAAUCCGGAUGAUGUGGCCACUGAGGAGAUGCAAACCCAAGUUUAUCAGAAAUACGAUCCACUUUUACACGGACAAACGCGUUCUAAGAACGAUCAGAUUCUCUCCAUACAGUUCAUGAGAAAAUAUAUUCAUAUCGCACGAUGCAUGAAACCCAGACUCACGGAAGAAGCCAGCGCCGUUAUCGCGGAAGAAUAUUCGAAACUUCGGUCGGAAGAUAUGGUGGAAUACGAUGUUGCGAGGACUCAACCGAUAACCGCAAGAACCUUGGAGACGCUGAUCCGGUUAGCGACAGCACAUGCGAAAGCACGGCUCUCGAAAAACGUGGAAGAAGAAGACGCGCGCGCCGCGAUAGAGCUUGUGCAGUUCGCUUACUUCAAGCGCGUACUGGAAAAGGAAAAAAGGAAACGACGACGUCGCGACAGCGACGCGUCGGAGAAUGCGGGCGAUAUUGAUGAGAGCAGACAACCAAAACGCAGUAAAAAGACGAAAGAUUCGGACGAUCCGUACGAGUAUGAUAGCGAUGAUGCGCUCGAUGUGACGAGCACGAGAAUAACCAGGACGCAGUCACAAAAAAUCAGCAUGCGCACAUCCCCGAGUCGCACGGAGACCGCGGAGAGCAUGGAAAUUUCCGUUCCGGAAACAGCGACGCCGACAAUCACACAGGAAAGACUUACAAUCUUCAAGUCAUCACUUCACAAGUUGUUCCAAGACCGAAGGACUCAGACAAUUCCGUUGAGAGAAGUCACCAAUUAUUUAAACACAACACAAUCUUUGAAUUUCACGAACGACGAGAUCAACGCCGCCAUCGACACCAUGACCGACGCAAAUCAAAUUAUGGCAGCAGAAGGCAACAUCUUCCUGAUAUAAAAUCUUACUGUAUCGAAAACAAAAUUCAGCAGCCAAAAAUUGCAGUUUCUUCGAUUCAAUCUGUAGUUAUAAAGGUGGAUUGAGGUUGAGGUCAAUGCGCUCGUAAACAUCAAGAAUUCUAAGCACAGAACAAUCUUUUAUUCAGGCUGCCGUUCGCUUCCGAACAAGCAUGGGCGGACAUAGUCAAGGAUAUGAACUUCGUUCUCCGACAGAUAAUUCUUGGUCCUUCCUCGCUCCGGGAACUUUUGUUUAAGAGUACGAUGAACUAUGCGUGCAUCGUUUACUCAAUGAAGCGUCAUUAGGCAUUAUAAAGAAUCUAUAAACGAUACUUAUGUAUAGAUGCGUCGGUCCGACUGUAUAUAGGGUGUCCGUUAAAAGAUCGUUAGACGAUUAGGCUGCUGAGUUAUUUACACAAAUCAUAAGAUAUAACGAUUAUAUAAAGUUGAAAAUCUAAAGUGAAUCUUCUUGAAUAAAUAAAGUCUAAAUAUAUAAUUAUACUUGUAGAGAUUAAUUUUACAAUGGGCAGUUUUACAAUUGCAAGAUUCACAAGUAAAUAUUUUUUAUUAGAUGAUUCCUGAAAAAUAUAAUCUAGAAAAAAAAUUUAAUUUUAAAAAUAAGAAUAUUACACAUAGGAGACCAAGAGAAUGUAACAACACACAUAUAAAUAAGUUAGAAUCUUUAGUCAAAGGCAGAUAAUGUGGUAUGCGAUUAUUACACAUAUGAUUUCAAGGCACAAUAUGAUCUGAAAUCACGAGAGCUAACAGUUUUCUCAGAUUCAACAUGUAAGUGUUGAUUUUUCCAAAACUUUGAGCAUCCAACAUAACAUAAAAUAUGUCUAACUCAUUUACAUUUGUGUUGUUUUAUUCUAAGGAAUUUUAAUUAAUUUUACCCAUUUUCUCUAUUGUUUUUCAUUUUUUUUAUAUUCAAAUAUCUCAAGAGAAUACAAACCGAAGCUAGACUUAUACUUUAAGAGAUGUACACAUUGAUAGCUGAUAUCUCCUUGUGCACUUAAUAACAAAACUAUAAUAAUUCUUACUCAAAAAUUACAAUACCUCAUAUAAUACAUUAUCGCAUUAUGACAAAAGAUGAGUGUGUGAGUGUUCUGACUUUGUAUCCUGCACAAUAUAUAAGAUAAUAAAGUUGCCGAAGUGUGAUUGCAAACUAUUAGUUCUGUAUAUUACAAUCGUACAUUUUUUGCAACUCGUCGCUUCGUCUCGACGCAUACAAAUAUCACGUCUAAGCUUGCAUCAAAAUUAUUAUAAUGUAAAGCAUACAUAUGAGAAAUUAUCUAAUCAUUUAACAUUAAAUUAGAAUAGAUAUUGCAUGGAAAAGAAAUAUUUUUUUCACGCAUUUAAUCUAAUAUUGCUAAACUAAAAACAACUCUUUUGCAAUUCUUUAAUGAACGUUUUAUGUAUUUCAACGACGUACGAUUUUAACAUUACGUCCGGUUCAAAUGAAUAUACAUGUAACUGGAAAUGAAAACAACUAUUGUGAUAAAAAAAUAUUUCCACAUUUCCAUUUCUACAUUCACUUGGUAAUUAAAUCACAUGUUUUAUGUUAAAUUUAUAUAAUAAUCUAUUAUCUAUAUAUAUAAAGAAUAAGCAAGUACUUACACAUUAUCGAUUUGGCUUACAGUCAUUAUCUAAUGUAUAAUUGUGAAUUGAGGACUAUAGGGAAAAAGGAAAAAAUUAAUCGCGUAUCGUGUAUACGCAAUCAAUCGCGUAUUGCAUCAGUGUGAUUUAAAUGUGUCAUUUCACCAAUGAUCACUUUGAUUCUUUAAAUGUUCAUAAUCGUCGUUUGUUUAGCGUUAAAAACGCAUCGCCCAGUCUCAAAAACUAUUGUAAUUGUUACCGCCCAAUUGCGAGUUGAAGCCUCUGUUGUUUGGUGAAUAUCCUGGCCUGAAGUUGUUACCUAAACCUGUGUACAAACGAUACGAUAUAUACAUAUAUGUAUACAUCAAGAUAUUAAAGAUAUUCCUUGUUUCUUCAAGGUUCGGGAAUCUUAAGAACAGAUAAGUGAAGAUUGUGAAGUAAUAAUUGACUGUGAUUAAUCUAAUCUUCUAGAUCUAUCAAAUAUCACAAAAUGAUUUAAGAAUUGCGUAAUAAAAAUAUCAUCUCUGUAUUUAACAG